AUGGAAAAUGGGUUAGUGCGUCACAGUGGAAACGAGAUUGAAUCGCCCAGUAAUAUCACCAUUAAAGGGACGCUGAGCUUGUUGAUGGCGAAUACUAAUGUUGAGGAAAACAAUAAGCAAGUGAUUUCUUUGGGAAUUGGUGACCCCACUGCUUAUUCUUGUUUCCGUACUCAUGUUGCUGCUCAACAAGCUGUGGCCGAUUCCCUACUUUCCUGCAAAUUCAAUGGCUAUUCUCCCACUGUUGGGCUUCCUCAAACCAGAAAGGCAAUUGCAGAAUAUCUGUCCAGGGAUCUUCCAUACCAGUUAUCGCCGGACGAUGUUUUUGUGACAGCUGGAUGUACGCAAGCUAUUGAAAUGGUGUUAUCCAUUUUGGCUCGCCCCGGGGCUAAUGUGCUUCUACCAAGACCUGGUUUCCCAAUUUAUGGUCUUUGUGCCAGUUUUAGAAACAUUGAGGCUCGUUAUUAUGAUCUGCUGCCUGAUAACGGCUGGGAGGUCAAUCUCGACACUGUUGAAGCUCUUGCUGAUCAUAAUACCAUUGGAUUGGUCAUUAUUAACCCUGGAAAUCCAUGUGGCAACGUCUACAGAUGCCAACAUUUAGAAAAGAUCGCAGAAACUGCAGAGAGGCUUCGAAUUGCCAUAAUUGCUGAUGAAGUCUAUGGACACCUAGCUUUUGGUGCCACUCCAUUUGUUCCAAUGGGUGUUUUUGGAUCUAAAGCCCAAAUUUUUACCCUGGGGUCAUUAUCGAAAAGAUGGUUAGUGCCCGGCUGGCGCCUUGGUUGGCUUGUUAUGAACGAUCCAUGUGGAGAAUUUAAAAACCCAAAGUUCAUAGAGCGUGUCAAGAAAUAUUGCGAUAUUUGUGGAGGUCCAGCAACUUUCAUCCAGGCAGCUGUUCCUCAAGUUAUUCAGCAAACAAAUGAAGCUUUCUUUGCCAAGACCAAUAAGAUGCUAAAGCGGACCUCCAACCUGUGCUAUGAAAAGCUGAAGGAGAUCCCUGGCAUUAGUUGCCCUUCCAAAGCCGAAGGGUCAAUGGCGUUGAUGGUAAAGCUCGAUCUAUCGCUAUUGGAAGACAUCAGCGAUGACAUGGACUUUUGUUUUAAGCUGGCCAGAGAAGAGUCAGUCAUUAUUCUUCCAGCAGAUCCAGCAUCCAUUGAAGAAGGACUUGGUAGGCUGAAGGCUUUCUGUAAGAGACACUCCAAGCAACAAACAAAAUCAUCUUAUCUUAAUAACGCUAUACCAUGA
This is a messenger RNA of Oldenlandia corymbosa var. corymbosa, 1239 nucleotides long. The record is from the annotation of a GenBank genome assembly. Lineage: Eukaryota; Viridiplantae; Streptophyta; Magnoliopsida; Gentianales; Rubiaceae.